AUGACAUUUAGCCACACAUUUAGUCAAAAUUGUGGCAGGCUUGUGUUUGAAAAAGUGUGGCUAAAGCCCAAUUUUGGCGUAGUGAACUCAAAGAAAGCAGCUUCCGCAACUUCUGAUUUGCUUGACACUGAACUCAUACAGUAUCUUAAGCUGGUUUUAGAUUCAAAUAAUCAGCUGGUGAAAACUUAUAGGCGUGUACGAGAUCGGUUGGUUGAUAAUCCUCAUGUUGACCUAAAACUACGGCUUAAGGCAAAUAGGUCUAAAGAUGGUCGUACAUACAACCUACCGACGUCGUCCAAAGUUGUUGCGCUUAUAGUUGGAGACCUUGAGGAAGCUCUUGAUAAUCGUGAUGUAGUUGUUGAGUCGAAGAAAGAUGGUCUACAGCGUAUAAGCGAGCUUCAUCCAUCGUAUCUCGCUCUUCAGUAUCUAGUGUUUUUCCCUUUUGGUGAAGAUGGUUACCGAAUUGAUAUUCUUCAUAGAGAAGGAAGGGCGUCAACGAAGAAGAAAGAGUCAAAAGGUACAAUGAGAAAGUAUUUUGCCUACCAUGUUCAAGAUAGAGUCAAUCAUUUCUCUUUGAUUCUUAAUGCUCGAAGACUUUUGCAACAGUUCUUGGUUGACGUUUAUACCAUGAUUGAAAGUGAACGAUUACUAUUCAUACGUCUACAGCAAAGGAACCUCAGAUCUGAGACAUAUGAGAACCUUAAGAAGCUUGGACAAAACGGUAAUCCAGAUAUGUCAAAUGUUGGAACACGCGUACUACUACCGUCUUCGUUUACCGAAGGAUCGCGUUAUAUGAGGGAGAAUUAUUAUGACGCGAUGGCCAUUUGUAAAUGGUUUGGUUACCCCGAUUUCUUCAUUACGAUAACUUGUAAUCCGAAAUGGCCGGAGAUUAAACGAUUUCUGAAGGACAAGAACAUUAAUUCGGAGGAUAGACCGGACAUUCUAUGUCGAUUGUUCGAAAUGAAGCUUGACGCGAUAAUAAAAGACUUGCGAGAGAAAUCUUUAUUCGGCAACGCAUCGGCAGUUGUGUAUACGAUAGAGUUUCAGAAACGAGGUCUACCUCAUGCCCAUAUCUGUCUGUUCUUAAAUGACGAAAGCAAGCUUCCAUCGGUUGACCAUGUUGACAAUUUUAUUUCUGCCGAGAUACCUGACAAAAACUUAGAGCCAGAUCUGUUUAAUCUUGUCAGCGACUACAUGAUUCACGGUCCUUGUGGUGUUGCAAAACCAAAUUGUCCGUGUAUGGUAGAAGAUUCAGGAUUUUUUGUUGAGAAAUCUGGUAUUCAGCUUGAUAACAGAAGCGUUGUUCCGUAUAGCAAAACCCUUUUGAGACGUUAUCAGGCACACAUUAACGUCGAAUGGUGUAACCAGGCUGCGUCCAUAAAGUAUUUGUUUAAAUACAUUAAUAAAGGACCAGAUAGGGCAGAAUUUGGUUUUGUACAAAAUGCCGAUGAAGGUCAGCUUGAAGAUAGUAAAGAUGAAAUCAAAGAGUAUUACGAUUGCAGAUAUCUAUCGGCUUGCGAAGCUACAUGGCGCAUCUUUGCAUUUGAUGUUCAUUACCAGUAUCCAUCCGUAAUGAGGCUUCCGUUUCAUCUACCAGAUAAACAAAACGUUGUAUACGGCCCUGAUGACGAUCUUGAUAGUGUUCUUCAUAAAUCAUCUGUUGCUAGUACGAUGUUUUUGGGGUGGAUGGAAAAGAAUGAAAAAGAUCCGCUAGCGCGCAGUCUUACUUACGUUGAGUUUCCUACUAAAUUUGUUUGGAAGCAGCAGGAAAGGGUAUGGGAUAAGCGGAUAAUAGGCAAAACCAUUGGUCGAAUUCACUGUGUUAAUCCUUCUAUGGGCGAGGCUUACUUUUUAAGAAUCCUUCUUAAUAAGGUAAAAGGGCCUAAGUCUUUUGAAGAGAUUCGUACUAUUAAUGGAGAAGUCUUCCCAACAUUUAGAGAUGCGUGCUAUGCUAGAGGCCUUUUAGACGACGACAAGGAGUAUAUAGAAGCUAUCAAAGAGGCAUACUACACAGGUUCAGGAUACUAUCUUCGUAAUCUGUUUGCUACAAUGUUGGCGUCUGAUACAUUAUCAAGGCCGGAACAUGUUUGGGAAAACACAUGGGAGUACCUUUCGGAUGGUAUUUUAUACAAUCGUCAAAAGCUUUUGAGGAUCGAAGGUUUGUCUCUUCCAGAAGAACAAAUAAGGAACCUAACGUUGCUGGAAAUUGAGCGUUACUUAUUACGUAACAACUCAAGUCUAAGUCGGUUUCCGACUAUGCCUCAACCCGACAGUGAGUCAAUAUAUUCGGCAGACAACCGAUUAAUUGCUGACGAGCUUCGGUACGAUGUAAGCGCUACUGCCAUCGAGUUUAAUAAUAAUUUAAGAAGCCUAACCAAUGAGCAGCGUUUAGUGUUUGAUGAGAUAAUUGCAGCAGUUAAUAGUAAUGCUGGCGGUGUGUUCUUCGUCUAUGGCUACGGAGGGACUGGAAAGACGUUUCUGUGGAAGACAUUAUCUGCAUCUAUUAGAUGUAAAGGAGAUAUUGUACUUAAUGUUGCAUCAAGUGGUAUCGCAUCUCUUUUGUUACCUGGUGGACGUACUGCACAUUCAAGGUUUCAUAUACCUUUGAAUUUAACAGAAAGCUCGAUGUGUUUUAUUAAACCGGACGAUGACGUUGCUGAUUUGUUAAGGAAAACUAAAUUGAUAAUUUGGGAUGAAGCACCGAUGAAUCAUAAACAUGCGUUUGAAGCACUUGACCGAACAAUGAAAGAUAUUUUCAAAUGUGAGAUGACCUUUGGUCGUAAAGUUAUGGUGUUCGGUGGUGACUUUAGACAGAUACUUCCGGUUGUACCAAAUGGAAGUAGGCGAGAAAUCGUUAAUGUUUCAAUCACUUCGUCGUAUAUUUGGAGUAGUUGCAAGGUCCUUACGUUAACCAAAAACAUGAGGUUAACCGUAGGAGCGAACGCAUCUGAUAUAGAAGAGAUUAAAGCUUUUGCGAAUUGGUUGCUCGAGUUGGGGGAGGGAAAAAUUGGUGGCAGUGACGAUUGUGAGGUGGUUAUAGAUAUUCCUGAAGAUUUGUUAAUCAAAUGCUCUGAGGAUCCUAUGUCAGAUCUGAUCGACUUUGUAUAUCCUUCACUUCUCCAACUGUACAAAGAUAAAGAUUAUUUUGCUGAAAGAGCUAUACUAGCACCAACAAACAAGGUUGUUCAAGAAAUUAAUGAAAGAUUGCUUGCUUCGUUUCCUGGCGAUGAAGCCGAGUAUCUGAGUUCUGAUAGUAUUUGUCAAACUGAUCAAGCAAAAAACCAAGCACAUGCGAGACUAUAUUCUCCCGAUGUUCUCAAUGGUCUUAAAAUUUCUAGUUUGCCUAAUCAUCGAUUAGUCCUUAAAGUUGGUGUGCCUGUAAUGUUGCUUCGUAAUAUUGAUCAAAAAAAUGGUUUGUGCAACGGUACUAGACUGCGGAUUACUAAAAUUUAUAGACGUGUUAUAGAGGCUGAGAUUAUAUCCGGCGGAAACAUAGGGACCAGAACGUUUAUUCCACGAAUCAGUUUGACACCGUCAGAUAAAAGAAUUCCUAUCAAGUUUCAACGACGAAAAUUCCCGUUAAAUGUAUGUUUUGCAAUGACUAUAAAUAAAAGUCAAGGACAGUCUCUAUCAAGGGUUGGAUUGUAUUUGAAGUAUCCAGUUUUCUCACAUGGUCAGCUUUAUGUUGCGUUAUCAAGAGUUAAAAACAGAGCCGGUGUGAAGUUGCUUAUACUAGAUAAAGAUGGGAAUGUAACGAGUAAAACAACAAAUGUAGUCUACAAGGAAGUUUUUUCCGGCAUUUAA
Messenger RNA from Helianthus annuus (common sunflower), 3804 nucleotides. RefSeq lists its product as uncharacterized. NCBI's taxonomy places the organism in Eukaryota, Viridiplantae, Streptophyta, Magnoliopsida, Asterales, Asteraceae. Gene Ontology annotation, biological process: DNA repair; telomere maintenance. Bases 1 to 3804 code for a protein of 1267 amino acids. Gene Ontology annotation, molecular function: DNA helicase activity. The record is from RefSeq and is a predicted model, not a curated record. The transcript is spliced from 4 exons.